UCAGCCACUUUAAAAUAAGGUGAUGGUAAUCUUAAUACCAAUCUACUUAACACAACUGGACUUCAUAUCGAAAUAAAUAGAUUCCGUUUAAACGCUCUUAGAUUCAAUUAAGUUCAUCAUUUCAUUCUCAAGAGAAUUUUCUGCUAAAACAAACCAUACUUUUUCCGCUUAAAAUUAACUGACUUCUCAAUAAUUCUAUGUGUUAACUUAUUGAUUCAAUAAAAUUUUCUUGAAAAGGUGCAUCAUUUUAAAUUAAAUUGAACAUCUCCUUAAACAAAAGUCACCACUUAUACAUACAUGCAGUGAUAAAAACGUUCCAUGCUACCGUGCAAGAGGAUCUUUGCAACAACAAAAAAAAACAGUUCCAAUCAACCCAUCUACCUAUGAAUUUAAGAAGAGAAUCAUUUUAAACUAAAGCGAACAUCUUAAAACAGAAUUUUUGGUUGCUUUUGGUUUUGUCUUUGCAACAGUGUGCAUGUUCAUGUGUAUGUAGGUACGGUAGACAAACUAACGGAUUUUUCAUUAAAUGAAGUGGUGACUCUCUAUUUUAAGCAGAUGUCCACAUUAAUUUAAGUUGUGACUCCGUUUUUUAUAAGACAAUUUCAUUGUUUUUGUUAGUUUUGUUGCAUCUUAUACUCGUUCAGUAGACGCAUUGUGUUUUUAUUCUUUUUCCAGUGAAGUGUUGAAGUUUUAUUAAAUAACGUAAGUGACUAAAAAUGUCGGAAAACAAUGAAGAAAAUAUGAUAUAUCAAUUUGUUUAUACAACUGGCGAUAGUGCAAUCGAAGGCCUUCUUUCUUAAUGGGGUCUAUGUGAAAAUUCGAUUGCACUGCUUCAUGCGCAAGGAGUCGAUCAAAAUAUACUCUGCAAAAUGGAGCGUCAUGAUAUUGAAGUACUUUUUUCAAAGGUUAAUUUAGAUUUUCGGGAAUAUAUUUUGUUUAAAGACGGAUUGUUAAAUUGGCGCAUUUCACAGGGCAAACCGUUGUCAGGACCAAGUUUAGUUGAUCGAGACACACUCUCAAUGUCCAAAUCUGUUACAAGUUGGCUGGAUAAUUUAAACCAGUCUUCAUCACCCUUAACUUCUUCUUCUGAAACACUGAAUCUCAUAGAUGUACUGAAUAUCGAAAGUGUGUUACAAAAAACGAUAAAGGGGCAGAUCAUAAUUGAGUUUUACAAGAAAAAUAACAUCUUGGAUAAUAAAUGUCAAAAGGACUUGGUCCAAUGCAUAGUAGACGAGUGCCUAAACAAGAGAGUUGUCUUAAAUUACAAAUUAAUGCAACAAAUUUCAGAAAGUAUUGUUAGACUUUUUCCAACGGAGAAAAAGGAGACAUAUUAUAUGCCAAGGAAGCAAGGCUCAAAAAAUCGAACUGGAAAACUUCAUUCCAAGUGGGCGAAUAGUAAAAUUCGCAUUAAGUUUGUGAAGAGAACUAAGCCCAGCAGUACUGCGUCCACAUCCCACAAAGAAGGCAAUACUUCCGACUCUGAUAAAGACAAUCGUGAUGAAGACGAUGAGUUAGACCAAUGUAUUGUCUGGUUAGCGAAUCAUGUUGCUCCAUGGGAAACUGUCCUUGACAACUGGAAGAAGACAAGCAACCUUCGCAUUAAAUCUCUGAAGAAUAAUGACAAAUCAUUAGGCGAAUUGCUUAAGGAUUGGCCGCGUUACAACGAUGAAUUAGGAUAUUCGUUGAUUGAUAUAGAUUUUGACCAAAUAUAUCCCAACAAGUCAAAUUGUUUGUUAUCACAAUAUCACAUUUUUGUUGAAAAAAUUGAAAAGUUAUACGCUUUGGAACUUAAUGACAAACACAGCAAACAGCUUCUUGAAAAAAUAAAAAACGAAAAUGUUAACAAAGAUUCAAAAGACUGCGUAAUCGCACUUUUACUACACGCUGUGCUUAAACCACAUAGAAUUAAAUCAGGAGUAAAGCCUACAAUUGAAGACGCUCAAAGUGAUUUCAUUUUACAUGUUCUCAAUAUUAAUGAUGUCGUUCCAAAAUUGAACACUUUAAGGGAUGAACAUUUAAAAAACAAGUCAACAGUUCAACCAAGGAUAAUCGCGGUAGGUCUUGAUUUGACUCAACUCACCGAUUUUUUUGUUUAUUGUGAUGGUAUUAAGUACAAACCAGCUACAUUUAUCAAAUGUAUUGAUAUAGUUAUUAAGUUAACGUACGUAUUCGAUUUAAAGUUUUCGGCCACAAGCAAGUUAGUCUGGCUUUUUUUGAGCAAUAUUUUUUUGAUUUGUCUUCCGAACAAUUUUCUGAAAUUGCAAAUCUCAUUAACCGCAUUAAAAAUCAAAAAUAAAAAUGUGUGA
Messenger RNA from Eupeodes corollae, 2306 nucleotides. RefSeq lists its product as uncharacterized. The transcript has 6 exons. Bases 870 to 2306 code for a protein of 478 amino acids. Lineage: Eukaryota; Metazoa; Arthropoda; Insecta; Diptera; Syrphidae. The record is from RefSeq and is a predicted model, not a curated record.